UCAGAGCUUCGUCCGGGCUCCAGCUGCAGCAGACAGAGGUUAGAGAAAGGAGCCGAAGAAAGCAGGACAAUAGCAGACAAAAGGUUUCCUACAGGACGGAGGCAGGACGCUGUGUGUCUCCGGGACUCUGUGGAGGUUUGUUCUGCUGAAGGAAAGCCGCGCAUGGAGAGAAACCCGGAGUACCGACCCUCACGGAGCCCCGACAGCCGCCAGGAGCAGCCCGCCGCCGGCAUGAGCCCGACCCGGAGCCCCGUCCUCCUCCUCGGCCUGCAUCUGCUGCUGUCCGCCCGCAUCCAGGUUUCUUCGGCUUCGGGACACUUUGAGCUCCAGAUGUUGUCGAUGCAGAACGUUAACGGUCGGCUGCUGACCGGCGCCUGCUGCGACGGGUCCCGGGACGUGCCGGCCGGACGGUGCAUGACUGACCAAUGCGACACCUACUUCCGGAUCUGUCUGAAGGAGUACCAGCUGAAGGUGUCAUCGGCCGGGCCGUGCAGCUUUGGCUCCGCCUCCACACCUGUCCUCGGUGGAAAUACCUUCUCUGUAGCCGGGAACGACAAAGCAGCCGGCAUCCUGCUGCCUUUCAGCUUCGCCUGGCCGAGGUCGUACACGUUGAUCGUGGAGGCCUUGGACUUCAACAACGACUCGUCCUCUGGCAGUGUCGGCGGGGCGCUGAUAGAGAAAGCCAUCCACUCUGGGAUGAUAAACCCCAGCCGGCAGUGGCAGAACCUGAAGCAUAACGGUCCCGUGGCUCAGUUCCAUUUCCAGGUCCGCCUCAGCUGUGAUGAACACUACUACGGCUUCGGCUGCAACAAGUUCUGCCGGCCUCGAGACGACUUCUUCGGCCACUACGAGUGCGACCACAACGGCAACAAAACGUGCCUAGAGGGCUGGUCUGGACCCAACUGCAACACUGCGAUCUGCAGACAGGGGUGCAGCACAGAACAUGGAUCCUGUAAAGUUCCUGGAGAAUGCAAGUGUCUGUACGGCUGGCAGGGGGAAUACUGUGAUCAGUGCAUCCCUCAUCCCGGCUGUGUUCACGGCGGCUGUGUGGAACCCUGGCAGUGUCUCUGUGACACCAACUAUGGAGGACAGCUGUGUGAUAAAGACCUGAACACGUGUGGGACGCGGCAGCCAUGUUUGAAUGGAGGAACCUGCAGCAACACGGGACCAGAUAAAUACCACUGCUCCUGCCCUGAAGGCUUCUCUGGGGUGACCUGUCAUAGAGUGGACCACGCCUGCCUCUCCAGCCCCUGUCUGAACGGAGGAAGCUGUGCAGAAACCAGUCAGGGGUUUGAGUGUCGCUGUGUCCCCGGAUGGACCGGACCUUUCUGCUCCAUCAACGUGGACGAGUGUCUGGUGAACUCCUGCAGCCAUGGGGGGACCUGCCAGGACCUGGUUAACGGUUUCAGGUGUCUCUGUCCUCCUCAGUGGGCCGGAAAAACCUGCCUCAUUGAUGCCAAUGAGUGCGACGACGGCCCCUGUGUCAACGCCAACUCCUGCCGGAAUCUGAUUGGAGGAUACUUCUGCGAGUGCCUUCCUGGUUGGAUGGGCCAGAACUGUGACAGCAAUAUCAACGACUGUCAUGACCAGUGUCAGAAUGGAGCCACAUGCAGGGACCUGGUUAAUGGUUAUAAGUGUGUCUGUGCUCCUGGUUUUGGUGGUGAACAUUGUGAGGAAGACGUGGACGAGUGUUCCAGCGGACCAUGUCUCAACGGAGGACGAUGCCACGACGAAGUGAACGGCUUCCACUGCUUGUGUCCACCGGGUUUCUCUGGAAGUCGCUGUCAGCUGGAUAUUGAUUACUGCCUCCACAGCCCAUGUCAAAACGGUGGUCAGUGCUUCAACCUGGCAUCUGACUACAUCUGUAAAUGUCCUGAAGACUACGAAGGCAAGAACUGCUCACGCCUGAAGGACCACUGCCGCACGACACCCUGCAAAGUGAUUGACAGCUGCACGGUGGCGGUGGCGUCCAACAGCACGCCGACGGGGGUGCGUUUGAUCUCGUCCAACGUGUGCGGACCCCACGGCCGGUGUCAAAGCCACAGCGGGGGACAGUUCAGCUGUGAAUGUGAGGAGGGAUUCACUGGGACCUACUGCCAUGAGAAUAUAAAUGACUGUGAGAGCGCCCCCUGUCUGAACGGAGGAACAUGCAUCGAUAAAGUCAGUCAGUAUAAGUGUGUCUGUGCUGGAGGCUGGGAUGGAUCCACCUGCCAAAACAACAUCGAUGACUGCAGCUCCGCUCCUUGUCAGAAUCGAGGCGUCUGUCGAGAUCUGGUCAGCGACUUCUACUGCGAAUGCAGCAACGGCUGGAAAGGAAAGACAUGUCACUCCAGAGAGAGCCAGUGUGACGAGGCGACCUGUAACAACGGAGGAACCUGCUAUGAUGAAGGAGAAACCUUUAAGUGUGUGUGCGUGGCCGGCUGGGAGGGAUCCAGCUGCAGCAUCGCAAAGAACAGCAGCUGUCUGCCGAGUCCCUGUGAGAAUGGAGGGACCUGUGUGGUGGACGGAGACUCGUUCAGCUGCUUCUGUAAGGAGGGCUGGGAGGGCGCCACCUGCAGCCACAAUGCCAAUGACUGCAGCCCUCAUCCCUGUUACAACAGCGGCACUUGCGUCGAUGGAGACAACUGGUAUCGAUGUGAAUGUGCUCCAGGGUUUGCCGGCCCAGACUGCAGAAUCAACAUCAACGAGUGCCAGUCAUCUCCCUGUGGAUUCGGUUCAACCUGUGUGGACCAAAUUAACGGUUUCCACUGCAUCUGUCCUCCAGGAAGAACUGGAACUCACUGCCAAGACGCGUUGGGGAGGCCCUGUGUGCUCAGAGGCCUGCUGGCUCUGGAUGGAAGCAGAUGGGAGGACGACUGCAACAGCUGCAGCUGCAACAACGGAAAAGUCACCUGCACCAAGCUCCGGUGUGGCCCUACACCCUGCAGCCUCCUCAGUAGGACUCGCGGUGCAGAGUGUCCAGCCGGGCAGACCUGUGUCGCCGUCCGUGAAGAACGCUGUUUCAUCAAACCCUGCCCCGGCCAGGGGGAGUGCUGGGACCCCACCCACCGCCCCACACCUUCGGCUAGGUGUCACCCAGAGAGCAGCUGUGCUAACGUCAUCUUCACCUUCAAUAAGGACGUCAUGACAAAGGGUGUGACGGUGGAGCAGGUCUGUCGUGAGCUCAGAAGCCUCUACAUCGUCAGGAACCUGUCCUCUUCUGAUUCGUCCGUCUCUGUGAGCUGUGAAAUGUCCCUCAGCACCAGCAAUGAGAUCCAUGUAGCCAUGUCGACAGACGACCAGAGGAGAGGUCUGACCUUCGUCAAGGAAAUCACAGACAGGAUCAUGGACCUGGUCAGUAGAAGGAGCGCCAACAGCACCAUCAUCAGCGCCAUCGCAGAGGUUCGCAUCCAGAGACAACAGCGCCAAAACCCCAACGACCACCUGGUGCCCCUCCUGGUUUCGAUGAUCGUGGUUGUCUGGGUUCUGGCCAUGGCUUCGGUUCUACUGUGGUGCGUUCGGAGGCGGAGGAAGCAGAACACUCACACAGGCGUCAGCACCCAGGCCUCGUCGUCUUUGGCGCCCGCCGUCGAGGACAACAACGCCCUCCAUAAUAGCAUCAACAGCGCCCGCGAGCAGCUCAACCACAUCAAGAACCCCAUUGAGAAAAACCCGCCGAGCCACCAUCAGCAGCACCGCCUCCUCUUCCACGGCUACUUCUAUGAGGACAAGAACUCCGUCAACGCAAAGAUCAGGAAACCCGACAGUGGGAGCCAAUCAGAAGAAGAUGAGGUGGACAAGAGGCUACAGAAAGCACGGUUCCCUGUAGCACCGCCGGCGUACUCGCUGGUAGAGUGGGAGGAACGAACUCCCCAUCCGACGGCAAGCAAACCCCCCCAGUGGACUAGCAAACAGGACAACAGGAGCGUCAACAGGGUGGAGUACAUCGUAUAGCCAAAGGAGAUCAGAACAACUCCCUGGUGAUGGAAGACUUUAAUGACCCGUUGGGGAUAUUUUUCUAUCAUUUGUAGCCUUUUUUAUGUUUUUGUUUCAUACUCAGAAUUGAAUCUCAUGAUUUGCUGUUUAAUUUAUGUUGUGACUGACACUGGUCUGAACGCUCCACUGUGAUUGGAUGUUUCAGGAAAUGACUGGAUGUGGACACGCUGAAGCAUCUCUAAAGGAUCUGUUUGUAUUUUGGGAUGCCUCGUUGCACCACAGCACCUGACAGAUGUGGAGAAAACUAUUUAUUUUUUAUUUUCAGGGUGGUUGGAUGUGGUCAGUCCAUCGGCAGCUGCUGCCAACAUGAAGAAUCGUCUGUGUAGAAUGUUCCUGUAUAGACGUGUACAUAAUGUUUUCAUGAAUCACUGUGUAUAUUUGGUUUCUUAAUUUAAUUGUCAAGAACCUUAAGAUAUUCCUUUUUUGUAUUUAUGAGUUUAGAGUUGAAGGUUUGACAGCUUUGUAAGCUGCUGACUUUUUGACAAAGUUUUUUUGAUAUGUUUUUCAUCGACGCCAAAAGUGUUCUUGAAAGAAUAGUUUAUUGUUUAACCUUUUGGAUUUGGGCAUUUUUGUGCCUCGGCUAAGUGUUUUAUACGUCGUCGUAAAUACUUUUCAUGUCAGUGGAAAGGGAGGGGAAGUGCUGAGCAGUUACAGAUUUUGCUGCUGCAGGGUCUUUUUAUACUAACUGACAUGAAAAAAGAAAUUCUUCAAGGGAUACGACUUGUUUUGUAGUAUUUUUUGUACAGUGUAACAUUGAGUUGAGGACGGCCCUCGGUUCCUGCCACAAUGAAAGUACUUGUAGAGCAUUCAGCUAGAACUCUAAACAGCUGUUCUGUGACAUGUUGCCUGUUGUUAAUCCGACGAUGAUAUGAGGCUGUAGAAACCACGUCUGAUCAGGUGUCAGCCCCUUUAAGAAAACUUGUUUUUCUUGUUUGUUUGACCUUCAUGUUUCUGGACCUUGAUGAAUAAAAGUCUUUAAGUUUG
This is a messenger RNA of Acanthochromis polyacanthus (spiny chromis), 4959 nucleotides long. RefSeq names its product protein jagged-1a-like. Gene Ontology annotation, cellular component: membrane. The transcript has 26 exons. Bases 163 to 3933 code for a protein of 1256 amino acids. Gene Ontology annotation, biological process: cell communication; multicellular organism development; Notch signaling pathway. The record is from RefSeq and is a predicted model, not a curated record. Lineage: Eukaryota; Metazoa; Chordata; Actinopteri; Pomacentridae. Gene Ontology annotation, molecular function: Notch binding; calcium ion binding.